Messenger RNA from Labrus mixtus (cuckoo wrasse), 2471 nucleotides. It is a transcript of the gene abcg2b, whose product is annotated as ATP-binding cassette, sub-family G (WHITE), member 2b. The record is from RefSeq and is a predicted model, not a curated record. Lineage: Eukaryota; Metazoa; Chordata; Actinopteri; Labriformes; Labridae. The transcript has 15 exons. Gene Ontology annotation, molecular function: ATP binding; ABC-type transporter activity; ATP hydrolysis activity. Bases 129 to 1982 code for a protein of 617 amino acids. Gene Ontology annotation, cellular component: plasma membrane.
UCCCUCACCUCUCUUUUCGUAUCUCUCCAUCAACAGCACAUUGGUUUGUGUGUCAGCCUGAACCGCUCUCUUUCUUUGAAAACUGGUUUCUUAUUCCCUCUUCUCUGCUAGCUUUACUGUUUUAGAAGAUGUCUAAAACGGAGCAGGUUGUGGGCGACGUUGAAGAGUAUUUCCAGGAACGAGGACCAACUGUCACUUUCAGCAACUUGCUCUACAGUGUUCAGGAGACGAGAUUCUGCUGCAAGAGAGGUCCUGAAAAAUACAUCCUCAAAGAUGUGAGCGGCAUUUUGAGUCCUGGGAUGAAUGCCAUCAUGGGCGCCACUGGAAGCGGUAAAACGUCACUGUUGGAUGUUAUAGCAGGCAGAAAAAACCCUGCAGGACUGAAGCAGGGAAAAGUGUUGGUGGACGGCAAAGUUGUCACGUCUGAACUCAGGCUGAGCUCUGCCUACGUGGUGCAGGAUGAUAUUCUGAUGGGUACCCUGUCUGUGAGGGAGAACCUUCUGUUCAGCGCCAACCUGCGUCUCAACCCUAAGCACCACUCCUCCUCUGACAAAAACAGCCAGGUCGAUGCCAUCAUAAAGGAUCUGGGCCUCACAGACUGUGCAGAUACUAAGAUAGGGACAGAGUUUCUGCGUGGUGUAUCUGGAGGUGAGAGGAAGAGAUGUAGCAUCGGGAUGGAGCUCAUAACUUCUCCCUCUCUGCUGUUUCUUGACGAACCGACCACCGGCCUGGACUCUAACACUGCAAACUGCAUCAUCGGCCUACUGCACAAGCUGUCCAGAAGAGGCAAAACUGUGAUCUUCUCCAUCCACCAGCCACGCUUCUCCAUCUUCAGACAGUUUGACCACCUGACAAUGAUGCAUAAAGGGGAGGCGGUGUACGCUGGAGCAGCAGGCCAGGCACUGGAAUACUUCACAAACCUUGGCUACCAAAUAGAGUCCUUUGACAACCCUGCUGAUUUCUUCAUGGACAUCACAAAUGGAGAAGCGAAAUCAACAUUAGAAUCACUUACUGGAGUGGAGAGUGAAAACCCAUUGGCAUCAAUGUACCGCCAGUCCAAACUGUGCCAGACUGUGCUGGAGGAGUUGGACCAUGUGACCCAGCUCAUCGCUGAGGGAGCCAAAGGCCAAGAUCGGGCGGCUGACUAUGCAACUUCGUUCCUCUAUCAGAUGCGUGUGGUGUGUGGCAGGACAAUGCGGAACACUCUGAGGAACCCUCAGACCUCUUACGCCCAGUUAGCUCUCAACAUCUUCUUUGCCAUUCUGGUGGGACUCAUUUAUUACCAAAUGCCAUUAACGCUGCCUGAGGCUUUACAGAAUAGGAGUGGAGCAUUCUUCUUCCUUAUCAUCAACAUGGUGUUUGGGAAUCUCUCUGCUGUUGAACUCUUCAUAAACGAAAGGGCGAUCUUCAUACACGAGAACUCCAGUGGUUAUUACCGCACCUCUGUGUACUUCCUGUCAAAGAUCUUUGCCGACCUAAUCCCAAACCGCAUCAUCCCCAUCUUUGUGUUUUCAGCCAUCGCCUACUACAUGAUGGGGUUGAAGCCUGCCUUUGUAGCCUUCUUGUGUUUCGCCCUGACCAUGUCUCUGGUCAGUCUGGCAGGAGUUGGGUUGGCCUUCCUCGUAUCAGCUAGUGUGUCUUCAUUCGCCAUGGCUAACAUCCUGAUCGCUCUACCCUUUGUCUUCAUGAUGGUCUUUGGAGGUUAUCUUGUCAAUCUAAACUCCAUGCUGAGUUGGCUCUCCUGGCUGAAAUGGAUCAGUAUCUUCAGAUAUGGACUAAAUGCUGCAUUCAUCAACGAGUUCAAAGGACAGCUGUUCUACAGCAACACCACCAUCAUCCCAGGGGAGCUGUUCCUGAAAGGCCAGGGCAUUGACUACUCCACAUGGGGCUUCUGGCAGAACCAGGUAGCUCUGCUGGGAAUCGUUUUGGUCUGCAUGUUCCUGGCCUACAUACAGCUGCGUCGAAUCAACCGCUGGAAGUGAUUCCCAUCCAUCUGUUCUUAUAUCCAUUAAUCAAGCACUAUGUCUUUAUCUAACUUAUUUAACAGGCCUCAGAUUAAACACAUUGCAUCAUUAGGGGUAAAGAACAUUAAACUAGAGAUGCAUUGUUUUUUUUUAUGUGUGCACAGGAUUAGCUUUCUUAUGUGAAUAUUUAAUUUAUGAUUCAAUGUCAAAAUUCCUUUAUCUUCCUCUUUGUCGCUCUCUCUCUCUCUCUCUCUCUCUCUCCCUCUCUCUUUCUCUCUCUCUCUCUCUCUCUCUCUCUCUCUCUCUCUCUCUCUCUCUCUCUCUCUCAUGCUAGCACACAUAAACAAACACACGUGUUGUAACACUUGAGUCUCCGGAGGAUUAGCUGCCACUAAGCACACCUGGUGUGUGCACGAGGAAAGUGUAGGCGAAAGCAACCGUCAAGCUGACGUCUAAAUCCUCUCUAAGCUCAUUAGAGUGAGUUAACAUUAACUACAGUAAGGAAAA